Molecule: messenger RNA, 1172 nt
Organism: Paramecium pentaurelia
Lineage: Eukaryota; Ciliophora; Oligohymenophorea; Peniculida; Parameciidae
Source: the annotation of a GenBank genome assembly
UAAUGGGUAUGUGUUAAAAUAAGCCAGCAGAAUAUACAUCAAAAAUUCCAAGUUUUAAAGAUGAAAUGCCAGAAGAAGACGAUGAAAAUGAAAAAAUUGGAGAAACUACAUAAUUACCAAUUGAAGGUGAGAGUACUAAUUCCAAUCCAAAGUUAAAAUUAGAAGAUUUUGAUUUAAUUAAAGUUAUUGGUAGAGGAUCAUUUGGAAAAGUAUUACUUAUUAAAAAGCGUGAUGAUUAAUAAUUAUUUGCAGUCAAAAUCUUAAGGAAAAAAAUGCUUUCUAAGAAGAAAUAGCAAGAUUAAGCUAUUAAAGAAAGGAAAAUCAUGUCAUUAAUAAAUAGUCCUUUUAUGGUGAAAUUACAUUAUGCAUUUUAAAGUCCUUCACGUCUUUACAUGGUUAUGGACUUUAUGUAAGGAGGUGAACUCUUUCUACAUCUUAGGAAGAGAUUCAAGUUUCCAGAGGACUGGGUUUAAUUCUAUGCUGCUGAAUUAUUGGUUGCAAUAGAUAUACUUCAUUAAUCUAAUAUUAUAUAUAGAGAUUUAAAACCAGAAAAUAUAUUAUUGGACAAGAGUGGACAUAUAGUAUUAACAGAUUUUGGAUUAUCAAAAUUGGGAUUUGAAAGAAAUGAAAUGACUUAUUCAUUUUGUGGAACACCAGAAUAUGUAGCCCCAGAAAUUCUAUAUCGUAUAAAUUUAAUUAUAUUUAUAUAGAAAGGGGACACACAUUUGUUGUUGACUUUUAUAGUUAUGGUGCAAUGAUAUAUGAGAUGCUUUGUGGAACUCCUCCAUAUUAUUCAAAAGAUAAAAGAGAAAUGCUAAAAAAUCGAUGUGAGAAACCUCUUGAAAUGAAAUCUUGUUUUUCAUUUUAUGCAGCAUCAUUAUUGAAAGGAUUAUUAACAAAAGAUGUAUAAAAAAAAUAAACUAUGAUUAGCCAGGAUUGAGAUUAGGAUCAAAUGGAAUUUAAGAAAUAAAAAAGCAUAAUUUUUUUAAUGGAAUUGAUUGGAAAUUGGUAGAGUAGCGCAAAUUAUAACCACCUAUUAUUCCAAAAAUAUAACAUGUUUAAGAUUUAUCUAAUUUCGCUCCUGCUUUCUUAUAAUAACCUAUAAUGGAAACUCCAGAAUCAAUAUCAAAUGAAUAUUUCGAAGGAUUCACAUAUCAAUAGGUAAUAUGAAA